This is a messenger RNA of Gossypium raimondii (Peruvian cotton), 2512 nucleotides long. Its product is annotated as beta-amylase 8. Lineage: Eukaryota; Viridiplantae; Streptophyta; Magnoliopsida; Malvales; Malvaceae. The transcript has 10 exons. The coding region runs from base 230 to 2200 and encodes 656 amino acids. The record is from RefSeq and is a predicted model, not a curated record. Gene Ontology annotation, molecular function: beta-amylase activity. Gene Ontology annotation, biological process: polysaccharide catabolic process.
GGAAGAAAGUAAAAACUAAAAAGUAAAAACGCAGUCGUAGUGGGAGAGAUCAGAAAUGGGAAGAGUGUGUGUGGAAGACAGAGAGCGAGAAGGGAGUUGAUUUGAAGUGUAAAGCUCGAGGAUGACGAUGAUGACGGUGGCCACCACACUGACUGCCUGACUCCCAACCUAAAGAAACACAAAUAUAAUUUAUGCAAAAUUCCUAAAUCCUCCAAGCUAGAUCCCAUCCAUGGAGUCCCAACCCCAGCCCCAGCCUCAGCCUCGGCGACCCCGCGGGUUCGCUGCAACCGCCGCUGCGGCUGCUGCCUCUGUGAGCCCCACCGGCACUCCCUCUGGAUCUGCCGGCGCAUCCACUGCCUCUUCCGGCAAGGGCAAACGUGAGAGAGAGAAAGAAAAAGAGAGGACGAAGCUUCGGGAACGGCACAGGCGAGCCAUCACUAGCCGUAUGCUGGCCGGCUUGAGACAAUACGGUAAUUUCCCUCUUCCCGCGCGUGCUGAUAUGAACGAUGUGCUAGCCGCCUUGGCCCGUGAGGCUGGUUGGACCGUUGAGCCCGACGGCACUACUUACAGGCACUCUCCACCUCCCCAACAUCAACAACAUUUGGGAGCAUUUCCGGUGAGGUCAGGUGAAAGUCCACUAACGGCUACUUCUUUGCAGAAUUGCUCUGUUAAAGCAACGUUAGACUGUCAGCAACCUGUUGUCAGAAUUGAUGACAGUUUGUCUCCAGCAUCUCUUGAUUCCGUUGUUAUAGCUGAGAGAGAUACACGGAGUGAGAAAUAUCCGAGUACGAGUCCCAUCAACUCAGUUGAGUGCCUGGAGGCAGAUCAGCUUAUACAAGAUGUUCAUUCAACGGAGCACGAUAAUGACUUUACAGGCACCCAAUAUGUCCCUGUUUAUGUAAAGCUUUCGACAGGUGUCAUCAACAACUUCUGUCAGUUGGCUGAUCCUGAUGGUGUUAGACAAGAGCUAAGUCAUAUGAACUCCUUAAAUGUAGAUGGAGUCAUUGUAGAUUGUUGGUGGGGAAUUGUUGAGUGUUGGAAUCCACAGAAGUAUGUCUGGUCUGGCUACCGGGAAUUAUUUAACUAUAUCCGAGAGUUCAAGAUGAAGAUACAGGUUGUAAUGGCAUUUCAUGAGUAUGGGAGAACUGAUUCUGCUGAUGUACUGAUCUCCCUACCAAACUGGAUUUUGGAGAUAGGAAAAGAAAACCAGGAUAUCUUCUUUACUGAUCGUGAAGGAAGGAGGACGACUGAAUUUUUAUCUUGGGGAAUUGACAAAGAACGUGUUUUGAAUGGAAGAACUGGUGUUGAGGUCUAUUUUGAUUUCAUGAGAAGCUUCAGGACAGAGUUUGACGAUUUGUUUGCAGAGGGUCUUAUUUCUGCAGUGGAGAUUGGACUUGGACCAUCUGGAGAGUUGAGGUAUCCCUCUUUCUCAGAAAGGAUGGGAUGGAGGUAUCCUGGCAUCGGUGAGUUUCAGUGUUACGAUAAAUAUUUACAACAACAUCUACAGAGAGCUGCUAAAUUGCGUGGGCACUCUUUCUGGGCUAGGGGACCUGAUAAUGCUGGUCAUUAUAAUUCUAGGCCACAUGAAACGGGAUUCUUUUGUGAACGGGGUGAUUAUGAUAGCUACUAUGGGCGUUUUUUCCUCCAUUGGUAUGCCCAGGCACUAAUGGACCAUGCGGAUAAUGUCUUGUCUCUAGCAAAUCUUGCUUUUGAGGAGACCAAGAUUAUUGUUAAGAUACCUGCAGUUUAUUGGUGGUACAAGACUUCCAGUCAUGCGGCAGAGCUGACAGCAGGAUAUUAUAACCCUACCAAUCAGGAUGGAUAUUCUCCAGUUUUUGAGGUUUUAAAGAAACACUCUGUGACAGUGAAGUUUGUAUGCUAUGGGUUGCAGAUUUGUAGUUAUGAAAAUGAUGAAGCAUUUGCUGAUCCAGAAGGUUUGAGUUGGCAAGUUCUCAAUUCAGUCUGGGAUCGAGGAUUGAAGGUUGCUGGUGAGAAUACACUUUCAUGUUAUGACAAAGAAGGGUGCUUGAGAAUAAUUGAGACAGCCAAGCCGAGAAAUGACCCUGAUCGUCGCCACUUUUCAUUCUUUGUCUAUCAACAGCCAUCCCCUUUGGUUCAAGGAGUAAUAUGUCUCCCAGAUUUGGAUUACUUCAUUAAAUGCAUGCAUGCAGGAGAUAUCACGGGUGAUCUAGUGCCCUGAUGAUGACGGUGGAUUUUGCUCUUUCUUUACACAUACAAAGUAGUACCAGUUUGGACUGUAAGGUAACAAUGUUAACAUGAAAGGUGUAGGACUGUAGGUUGUUAGGCUUCUAUCAGAGACUAUACUGAAUUUGGGCUGGUUGUAUUUUCUGUGCUCUUUUCAUCAUGUAAUUAGUGAUUAGUCACCUCAAGGUAUGGUAUUAUGGAUAACAUUGCCGGAAUCCAGUAAAUAUUGUUAGGGGGAUCUCAUCGUGGGAGAGAAAAAAACAUUGUAUUUCAUAACACUCAUCAAGGUUUGAUCAUCCAUUGACCA